AUGCGUUUGGUCGCAGGCCGUCACAAAUGCCGUGAAGUGUGGCCGUCGAAGUCAUCGGAGACGGCGUUCAUGCUCUUCCUGGACUGCUUUCUCCUCGUCUUCCCCCUCCUCAUCAUGACUACCACUUACACCCUCAUUGCGACCAGUCUGUGGAAGAAGAUCCGAUCCGAGGAAGGAUCCUGCUUCAAUGAGGCUUCUCAAAGUCUCCAUUCCUCUCUGAUGAAAGGAGGAGGAGCAGGAGAAGGAGACAUGUCGCCCACUGCCGGAGAUUCCCCUCCGGCGCCGAACCGACUUCUGACGAAUCGUCUGAAUGGGCAUACCAAACUGCGGCUGAGCAACGUGGAACGGAGCCUGAAGAACAAGAAGCGCGUGAUCAAGAUGCUGGCCGUGGUGGUGAUGGAAUACUUCAUUUGCUGGACCCCCCUCUACGUGAUCAACACGUGGGCCCUGUUCGACAUGUCCGCCGUCUACGCCGGACUCGGCCCCGCCGGCAUCCUCGGCUGCUACUCCUUCGCCUACGUCUCCUGUUGCUGCAAUCCCAUCACGUAUUGCUUCAUGAACUCCAACUUCCGGAAGGCUUUCCUGAACGUUUUCGGCUGCCGCAGAAACGCGUUGCAGCGGACCGCCUUCGAGAUGUCCUUCACGACCCGGACCGCAAGGGCCGACAGCUCCGCUGCCGCCAAUCCCUUCAAUCACGUCAAGGACUAAGACGGGAUUCAGUGACUUCGUCUUAACGAACGACCCCUCGAAAAGGGACUCUAGUCAUUCCAAGCGAAUCCGAUCAAAAUGUGAACCUUUUCUUUCCUCCUCCCUCGAUGUUUCACGAAUGCAUGAUGCGAAGACAGUUGAUCUCAUAUCCGAGGACUUGUGAUGAUUAGGGUCAUUCGUUUUCCGCUCUCUUUCCCCCGCAAUUUUCAGCUUUCGUCAUUGUGAUAUUCCAAGAUUUAGGGCUUCAGCUAGGGAAUUCUGCCUCUUUUAAAUUCAAGAUCGAAAACCUAAGAAUACUAAUAAUAGGCUUUUCCCGAAACCUUUGCCGCAAUUUGCUUGCACACUGACAUGCUAACUAACUGAUUGCCCUAGAUUGACUCACAGCGUUCGAUAUAUGCUUGGCGAGGGUAGGGAAAGGAAAUAACUCUCCGACUGAUGGAGCAGAUAAGAUAAUCCAAUAAUCCACCGUAGGGAUGUUCAAGUACGACUGUGAUUGAGAAUUCUAGAGCAAGAAUUCCGGAGAGGAAUGGCAAAAAAAAACCAAGAAAAUUGAAUUAUUCCAUCAAUUUAUUACAUUUCAGUACAGAUUCAGUUUCCCGCGAAAUAUGGACCUUCCCAUUUUUUGGUUGAAAUUUCCCUUAAAA
This is a messenger RNA of Darwinula stevensoni, 1352 nucleotides long. The record is from the annotation of a GenBank genome assembly. NCBI's taxonomy places the organism in Eukaryota, Metazoa, Arthropoda, Ostracoda, Podocopida, Darwinulidae.